CCAUGACAGAAAAGCAGGAAAAACCAUUUUGUAAAAGUGUGAGAAACUAUUUUAAGGAAUACUGCAGAAGUACCAGUAUUCAUGGCUUUCAGUAUUUUGGGGAAAAUAGGUCGUACCUGGAAAGGACAUGGUGGUUUAUUGUUUUUGCCAUAGCACUUUCAUCCUGCAUUUACGCCAUCUUGCAAGUUUAUGAUAAAUGGGUAAGAAGUCCAGUGAUAGUAUCAUUCGCCACUCAAGAAACUCCCAUUUACUCCAUACCAUUUCCAGCAGUCACCAUCUGCCCAGAAUCAAAAUCUAAUCAAGAAGUAUAUAGCCAUACUGAUAUGGUUAAAAAAUUUGCUAACAAUAGAUCCCUAACGACAAAGGAAAGGAACAACGUAAAAUAUAUGAGCUUGGUAUGUGACUUGGUUGGUUACAUCAAACUUCCAGAUUCCGAUUAUGUUGACGAAAAUAUUUAUUCCGUUUUAAGUUCAUUGAAUAGCGACUACCCCUUGUUUGAGUGUUAUUAUAUGAAUAAAAGAUAUAACUGUAAAGACAUAUUUGUACCAAUUUAUACAGACGAAGGAAUUUGCUACUCGUUUAAUAUUCUUGAUCGAUCGGAGGUUUUUAAGGACAUAGUGCAACAUAAUCUAGAUUCUCAUCAAACAUCACAAUAUAGUGAUAACCAGUGGAGUAUUGAAAAAGGAUACGCAGAAGAUGCUGGAUUAGAAGCAUAUCCCAGAAGAGCACUUUUGUCUGGGAUAUCCAAUGCUUUGACUGUUAGAUUUGUAACAAUGUUUAAUGUAGUGGAUAAAUCUGGUAAAAGUGGAUUUCAAGGAUUUAAAGUAUCACUACAUCUUCCUUCGAGAAUACCACGGCCUAGUCAGGAAUAUUUUCGGAUACCUGACAAUCAAGCAGUGAUGGCAGCAGUCUCCCCAAAUAUGAUAAAAACUUCCGAUUCAUUGACUAACUAUGACGUGAGAAAGCGCAAAUGUCAUUUCUCAUAUGAACGAAAUCUCAAAUUUUUUAGGGUAUAUACGUUAUUAAAUUGCAAAAUGGAGUGCCUUACCAACUUUACUUUGCAAUAUUGCGGAUGCGUUGGAUUCUAUAUGCCACGUGAAAACUCGACGAAAAUUUGUGGUUUGGCGAAACAUGCGUGUAUGAAAAAAGCUGAAUCAAUAUUACAACUUUUGAAUUUACGUCAACUUAGAAAUUUAGAUGAAGCAAAAGCUAAAGAAUUAGACCAAAUUAAAAUGGAUUGUAACUGUUUGCCUAUGUGCUCUGAUCUGUCCUAUAAUACUGAGUCUUCGCAAUGCGAAUGGGACUGGAUAUCAGCGUUAUUUGCCCCUAUUGAAAAUAUCACGGACCUUCCAUUGGAUACAUCUAUUAUUACAUCAUCACAGUUAGUCGUAUUUUUUAAGAGAUCGGAUUUCAUAUUUUCCGAAAGAAACGAACUGUAUGGACCAUUGGAUUUCCUGGCUAAUUUCGGGGGAUUAUUGGGUCUUUUCACGGGAUUCUCCCUUCUUUCUUUGAUGGAAAUUGUGUACUUCUUGUCACUCAGAAUAGUAUUUAACAGAAGAAUGUAUGGAUAUUGGGCUGGGAGAGAUAAUUAAUUAAAAUUGAGAUUAAACCUUAAAGAAAAAAAUACUUUUAUAUAUUUGUUUGAUUAUAC
Diabrotica virgifera virgifera (western corn rootworm) is the source of this 1651-nucleotide messenger RNA. RefSeq names its product pickpocket protein 28-like. Gene Ontology annotation, cellular component: membrane. Lineage: Eukaryota; Metazoa; Arthropoda; Insecta; Coleoptera; Chrysomelidae. Bases 3 to 1592 code for a protein of 529 amino acids. The record is from RefSeq and is a predicted model, not a curated record. The transcript has 9 exons. Gene Ontology annotation, biological process: sodium ion transmembrane transport. Gene Ontology annotation, molecular function: ligand-gated sodium channel activity.